Molecule: messenger RNA, 1157 nt
Organism: Trematomus bernacchii (emerald rockcod)
Lineage: Eukaryota; Metazoa; Chordata; Actinopteri; Perciformes; Nototheniidae
Gene: fsbp
Exons: 4
Coding region: 69-848 (259 amino acids)
Source: RefSeq, a predicted model, not a curated record
CGAGUGUACAUUGAACGCGUCAGGAGGCAGUGGUUUCUGUAGCAGUGCAGCUAACUUCAGCGUCAGCCAUGCCUGGGAAAUGUAAAUUUCAAGACUCCUGGCUCUCUAGGGAAAUUUACAAGGACUGGCUGGUUAAGGAAGUCCAGGACAUUCACUUCGCCCGGUGUAGGGCGUGUUGUAAAUCAAUCAAACUUCAGACCAUGGGCGAGGCUGCUCUCACCAGCCAUUCAGCGGGAGCUGGCCACAAAGCAGCGGUCCGCAAGCUAGUGGAAGGAGGCAAUGUGAUGCUGAUCAAUGCUGCUGGGCAGAUAAAUGGCAGCGUGAAUCGGACUGAAGACAGCAAGGAGCAAGUGGCCAUCUGCCUCCAGCGGGACGCCUUGGACAGAAUACCAGGCAGCGACUGGGCCGAUCAGCACCACAGCCCCACCUCCCACAAUGCUGAGCUGCAGGAUGCCACAUUUCCUGCUGCCUACUUCACAGCACCAGGCACCUCCCGGCUCAUCAGCCAGCGUCUCCUCCCGACAGGCGGCGAGGGGGGGGAAGAGACCCGCCGCUCGACUCAGCAGGACCCCGCAGAUAUGUCCCGACAGGAGCACCAGCAGAGGGCCGAGGCUCUGGAGCAGCAGCAGCAGAUGAAGAUCCUGGAGUGGCAGAACAGGAUGAAGGUGCUGGCGUGGGAGCAGGAGCUGGUGAGGGAGAGGAGGAGAGCAGCGCGGCAGGAGGAGAAGGCCUUCAGGAUGAAGAAGGCGUACUACAAAGCCAAGCUAAAGAGGAUGGGAGAGGACGUUCCACCAUCUUCCUCCAGCAGCAGCGACGAAGAGGAGAAAACUUCUAAUCAGACAGGAUGAACUGAUUCUAUUUUUCAUCAGUGCUUAUUUCAUUAUUGAAUGCUUUUGUGUAUAUGCCAUGAAACUGUUGCUACUUUUACACAUGUAUUAUAAGAAGACUUUUAGUUGCUUUAAAUCAGCAGUUCUUACACAAAUACUUCUUUGAUUUUUCUGAGAUAAACUGAACUAGUUGAGUACACUUCGUUUAAUCUCAAAGUGAAAAUGAGGUUCUAGUAGACCAAAAGAAACCAUGUAAAUGGUAUCAGAUUUUGCACAUCUUUUUGAAAGGCUUCUGACAUAUGUAAAUAUUAAAAAAAUACCAUGAUCCUG